Messenger RNA from Capronia coronata CBS 617.96, 4242 nucleotides. RefSeq lists its product as uncharacterized. Gene Ontology annotation, biological process: early endosome to Golgi transport; intra-Golgi vesicle-mediated transport. The record is from RefSeq and is a predicted model, not a curated record. The coding region runs from base 1 to 4242 and encodes 1413 amino acids. Gene Ontology annotation, cellular component: TRAPPII protein complex. The transcript has a single exon. Lineage: Eukaryota; Fungi; Ascomycota; Eurotiomycetes; Chaetothyriales; Herpotrichiellaceae.
AUGGAUGGAACGGAGCCUCCUUCAACCUCCAAGGUGAUCGUUGAAUGCAUUGAUCCCUACAACCUAUUUAACAGCAUCGAGCCCCAUCUGUCAGCCAGAACUCCUCUUCGGAAUUUGCACUGGAAGUCUCCUAAUCGUCCUCUUCGGUCGAUACCUUUCUUGGACGUUUCCCUUGUUCGACAGGACACCUCGGAUGGAUCACAAUCGAAUAUUCGCAGGCACCAAAUUCCCGGGCUGCGACAGACUCCCUAUGUCAAAUUAUACUUGUUACGAUGCGAUGACAAGGAGACAUACAACGAGAAGGUCAGGAAGGAAGUCCGCCACUGGAUCAAGACACAGACAUCUGCAGCUGAGAGCAAGUCAUCGGCAAGGGGUCAGGAGAAUCACGACGCCUUCGAAUGGUUGAUAGUCCAUGUGGUGCUUCCUGGCACCGCCGCAGCCAGUCAACCCAAAUCCGUCAAGCAUAUCUCGCUGGAGACGGCAGAUAGCACCGACAGCGUCAACAGCAAAUCGAAAUGGCCCGGCAAGGGUUCGUCGACAGUAUUCGACAAAUUGAAGGCCGAUUUCAACAGUGCUUCCAAAGCAGCCAUCAACCGUGUCGCACAAGUCAGGCUUGUGGAGUCCAAGGACAAGUCUACGGCAUUGACACGCGGAGAGCUCGAGGAACAAUGGCAGGACUUAGUCGAGAGCCUCAAAGCAUGUAUUUUGCGAUCCUUUGAUGCCCGUGUGGCUCAAUAUGAAGGCGACAUCCGCGAAAGGGACAGCCAGCGAAACCUGCCGGGCUGGAAUUUUUGCACCUUUUUCAUCCUGAAAGAGGGUCUGGCAAAGGGGUUUGAAAGCGUGGGGUUGUUAGACGAUGCCCUGGCCAUCUACGACGAGCUUUCCCUUGGACUUGAUAGUCUGGUGGAAGAGCAAGCGCAGAGUCUUGAUCAUGACGAAAAUGGUGCGCUUUUGAGGUUCUCCAAGGAGACCAAGGAGCUACUCAGGGCGGCUCUCGGCCCUCAAGACGCUUCUACGACCUCAAAGCACGAUGCUGAAACGAUAUCAAGUCUUGGAGACAUUCUCCAAGCUGAUCGCGACGCGUUUCCAUUCGAUAUAGAUCGAAAGAACUAUCUCGGGCUCAUCCUCUCCAACGAAGUGUCUGCCUUCGAUCUCCGCGUUUACAUUUUCACGCGGCAGAUGGAGAUUCUUUUCAGGCAAGGCCGGGCAGAAGUUUCGAGGUCCUCCCACACCACCAAAGCUCUCCCCGAUCCGAUUGUCAUUGCCGAUAUCGCAGAACGUGCCGUUCAGUCGAUCAAUAUGGUGGCCCGCAAUCUACGCUUGGAACUAUACAGUGCUUGGGGAGGCCAAGAAGGUCUGAGUGCCGAGGAACUGCAAUCCCAGAGGACGGUGACUGGGAACAUAGUCUCGACCUGGCAGUGGCGUGCAUGUAUGCAAAUCCUGGCACGUAUUCUACCAACCUUGGGCGUGGAAUCUGAGUAUGGUACGGCGAGUUUAUCCGUUGAUGCAGUUGAGCUCUCGCGCCAUACCAACGUGUCGUUUUCUGGCAAGUCUGGUACAGAUGGCAACACGCAGAGGAUGUCGUUGGCGGUCACCGUCCGUCCUUACCCCCACGAAGGGUCACAGGAACGCAACAAAAGAGCUUCAUUUCUCCCUGAUGGCGCAGUUAGCCGAAACUCCAUCUUGUCGCGGCCUGGGUCGGAGCGACUCGCUCUGUGGACGUCGGCACUUGCAAUGCUGGCAAGACGUGCGCUGGAAAAUAUUGAAGGUGCGCGGUCAUGGGUAGGACAAAUGAAACAAUUUGGCUUGACGGCAGGGAUCUAUGACGAUACUGUCCAAACCAACGGACAGAAAAGCCCUGAGCAUGUGUCGGAUGAUGAUCAUCCGCAGCGAGAUCUGCACCAAGAUUUGGUGGCCGGCCUGGGAUCGAAAAGUUUGCAAGCAGCAGCAUCCUCCAAAUCCAUGUUCUGGAAUCUAUAUGCGCUGUUGUCAGUCCUGGCAUAUCGCAUGGCGGCUGAAGCGAAGAGCCAUGCAACUGCAGAGCAGAUCUUGACCAACCUGACGGAAAUGGAAUACGCCCAAGGCAAUCACACGAUUGCUGCUCGGUAUCUCCACAGUCUUCUCGGUCCGUUACCGCGGCCGGUCUGUCGUCCAGUUGAUGGGUAUCUGCUUCGCAUUUAUGCAGAUUGUCUGAGCAAACUUGAAAAGACGACGGAAUACGGUCGAUGUCUCAUCUCCUGCCUGCAUUGGGCAGCCCGAUGCUGUGCCGGUGCCCAAUUGACCAAAUCCACUGCCACAUAUCAGUCAUAUAGUGACCGCCUUUUCGGGUUGGUCGGGAACAUGGCAGCGACCACGCUUCCACUGACAACCCUUUUUCGGAUCUUAAGCGUCUCUCAGACAAUCUCGAAAAUUCAAGGCCGUGAUGGGUUUGCCAUGUCAAUGGUAAUACAUUCUUUGGCUGGUGUAGCAACACCACCGGCCGAUGAUAUCAAGAUGAGACUGGUCUCGAAAGAGGGAGCUGAGCCCCGAUUCCUGGCCUUGAGGGCAAGCAAUGAUUCGGGUAUCCAUUCUACCGGAACUAACAUCGUGCUCGAGGGUGCGGUGACGACGUUUGGCUGGUACACACCGGAUGAAGUUGAAUUGAGGUUUGGCAAUUUGAGACUUUUGCAUCAUUUCCUCACGCCCCACAAUGACGAGUCCGCGGAGGACGACGAAUUGUCCACCCCUCGAUCGAUCAUUGCGCCCGUGCUUGUUUAUCCCUUUUCCGAAUCUUUCGAUGUCAGGAUCAGCCACUCCCGGCACAUCCAUCUAGCACAGACACGUCGUCUGCUGGUCGAGAUUCUGCCGGGGGCGAACGAGGCCAAGCAGUGCAAACUGCGGCUCAAGACUGCUACUGCAGGGUUGAGACUGAACAUCCAUGAUGCACAAUUGCUGGGCGGCGUGCGUCCUUCGGCUGCUUUACGGACCGCCCGGGAGGGCGAUGCCCUGGUGCUGAUCGUCGAUGACCUGGAACCUGACUCACUGACCCAGGUUGAAAUCCCAUAUACGACCGAGAUUGCGUCAGAACCAUCGGUAACCUUACGAAUUGACGCCAAUUACGAAACCAGUCAGGGCGUGUUUACCAUGUACGGCACUGCUCUCGUGAACGUGAUUCUACCGGUGACCGUGAACGUGCAGGACAUUAGUAGGACAGGUUGCAUGUACUCAAGGUUCACCAUAAGUCCCGCCACACUGGUACCCUUACGUCUGCUGGACUGCCACCUAGAAGACAACAAAGCAUACACGACUACUGUGGGACAUGACUUCCUUGACCCGCUGGUAGUCUUUCCCAAACAGCCGGCGAGCUGGGUAGUACGUCUGGCUCCCAAGAAUGCAGAGGCGCUCAAAUCAGCGCAACGGUUAACCCUGUCGGUGGACUUUCAGUCGUUAGACGAGGUCAUGUUGGUUGCCCUCGAGGACAGCUUUAAGUCGGCUAUUUCGAAGACGCAGUAUGCAUACGCUGCGAGGUUACUCGUCGCGCAUUUGCAAAAUCGAAUUCGAGCGGCAUGGACCGAGCAAGAUUUGGAGGUGGCAGGGUUGUCACAAGAGGUUGAGAUCUGGGAUUUUGAUGAUAUGGACUGGCCAUCUGUGUUGCGUGCGUUUGACCGGCAGACGUGUAUGGAGAUUAUGGCUUGGCUGCAGACAUGGCACUCCGGCACCCAGCCUAUCUGGCUCCCAUCGAACAAGGCACGACAGCGGCAGCUCCAGCUCCAUGUGGACAUACCUCCACCACCGCUGGUUGUUUCCGCCGUGUUUGAGAUGAAUGGGAUGCACAUAACACGGGGUACAGCCGCCCUGGGGCAGCCGUUGAUGACUGUACUGGUGAUGAGUCUAGGGGGUGUGAGAGAAGAGGAAGUGGAAGGGGCAUUUGAAGUGACAGCACUCUCCGACUCUUGGCUGAUCGGGGGCAAACGCAAAGGAAAUGUGCGCUUGACCGCGCAACCCACUCGUAUGCCAAUUGUGCUGUUCCCACAGCAUCUGGGGCAUCUUCUCCUUCCAAUCGUCAAUGUGAAAUGCAGGAAACAGGUCAAGAUCGAUGGUGAUGGCGAGGAGGGCUGGACAGAAAUUCCUUGCGAGGUGCAUGAUGCGACCCAUGGAUGCAGUAUCUUGGUGACUCCAGCUCUUCGAAGUACGACAGUGGAAGUGUUUGGAGCUAUACCAAACGAAGGAAUGGGACGACUAAUGGCAAGUGAGAGACGAUGA